Aspergillus aculeatus ATCC 16872 is the source of this 1944-nucleotide messenger RNA. RefSeq lists its product as uncharacterized. Gene Ontology annotation, molecular function: DNA-binding transcription factor activity; transcription cis-regulatory region binding. Lineage: Eukaryota; Fungi; Ascomycota; Eurotiomycetes; Eurotiales; Aspergillaceae. Bases 1 to 1791 code for a protein of 596 amino acids. Gene Ontology annotation, biological process: positive regulation of transcription by RNA polymerase II. The transcript has a single exon. Gene Ontology annotation, cellular component: nucleus. The record is from RefSeq and is a predicted model, not a curated record.
AUGACUUCGCCCCUGGCUGAGGAUGACGAUGACUUGGGGGACUUUGGGGCGGGGGGUGUGUCUGGUUCGGGGGUGCAGGGCGAGAGACUCUCUUUGACUGGAGAGCUGGAGGGAGAAGAAGGGAUUGAUGCUCAGGCGAACCCCGUUGACUUGGAUAUCGGGCUUCUCACGGAGCUGGACGGAGGUAGUCUGGCUGACCCUCUACCAGCACCAACUCCUCAGGCGCUGCACGAGGCACUCGCUCUACCAGGCCUGUCGUCUGCCCGCACCCCAAAUCAGAUAGACAAUCUGGAGAGUCUCCGGCGACGACUCACGGACACCUCCAUACCCUCAUUCCUGGUGCAUCUCCCCGCCCUGCUGGUGGAAUACUACUUCGACUACGUCUGCGCCAUGUGGUCGUCGUUCGACUCGGACCUCAACCCCUUCCGCACCAACAUCGCCCGCCUCUGGAGCCAGAACGCCCCCAUCUACUACGCCAUCCAGAGCAUGGCCGCCGCCUCGCUGGCCGGCGACUUCCCCGGGAUGCGCGUCGUGGGCGCGCAGAUGCAGCGACGGGCCAUCCACGCCCUGCAGGAGGCGAUGGCGGUGUCGCCGACGCUGAAUGACGAGAAUCUGUUCUACGGGUUGUUGAUGGUCGGGUCGACCACCGCGUGGCACAACGGGGGUGAUCUGGGGUUGCCCUAUCUCCAGGCCGCGCGGCGGUUCCUCGUGCGACAGAGCCGGCGGAGCCACGAAGAACACUCGUCUUCAGCAUCCUCAACAUCAUCCUCCGAUUCGGAGGUCCUCACCCAGCAGUACCCAUUCUUCAAGCAGUGUCUCCUGUACUGGAACAUGCUAGCCGCGUUCGUCGCGCAGGACAUCUCGGAUUUCGGGGUUACCGACAGCGACGGCGACGGCGACGGCGACAGCGAUCACCACCUACCGAUCUACGUGGUCAACGGCCAAACCCUCCUGCACCCCUGGACAGGGCCUCUCCCCACCGCACUGCGGUAUUUCUAUCAGAUCGCGCGCCUCAUUCGGUCUGCGCGCCAUGCGCCACUCAUCAACCUGGCCACUUUCCCGAAGACCCAGCGAACAAACCCACUUCCCUAUGACGACGCCAUGCACCCCAAUCCUCCUCACGCGAAAGCCCAAACCAUCGAGACCGAGCUCCUCACCUUCGACGUCGACGGCAUAGGCCACCACCUCCCGACCGGCGACACCAACACCCCGGCGAACCACUUCACCAUCCUCGCCGACGCCUACCGCUGCGUCGCCCUGCUGCAGAUCUACCACGCCUUCCCAGCCAUCCUUGUCUCGAGACUCCACACCCAGCAAGACGUCCACAUACCCGAGCAUCCGGCUCUCCCCACCCUCUCCUCGGGAAUGACCCCCCGCCAAUUCCGACGCCACCUCGCCCUCCACAUCAUUGCCUUACUAGAAACCCUCCCCGUCACCUCAGGGACGAGGGUAAUGCAACCGGUCCUCCUGGCCGCGACGGCGGGGAGUCUGGUCUUUUCGAGAGGAACACCGCUAGGCGUGGCGGCGGACGCAUGGGCGCCUUUCGACGCGGUGGACGUGGAGAUCGCGCAGGCGCGGCGGCGCGUGAGCGCGCGGCUGGCGGAUCUGACGCGGAUCCUGCCGCGGCCGCCGCUGGAGCGGGUGGGGGAUUUGGUGCGCGAGGUGUGGAGGCGGGCGGAUGAUGCAGGUGCUGGUGGGGGAGUGGAGGGGGGUGGCGGUCAGGAGGAUCAGGAGGAGGCGUUCUGGUUGGAUGUUAUGAUGGAGAGAAGGUUGGAGACUAUUAUGGGGUAGAAUGUCUUUCCGCUCUUGGAUGGGUAGUGGGGAUGGUGGUGGAGGGCACUGCGAUGGGUUAGUGGAGAUAAGGGAUAGAUUGCGAGGGAGGUGACCUGGCGAUAUGAUGAAUGAUCCGCAAGGGUAGAAUCUCGACAAUAUACUGUACUGUAC